AUGACCUCCCAUGAAAAUUACGCCGUCUUUCGCGAAUGUCUAUCCAACGCCAUUGUCGCCCGCUCCGAGGACAAACCAAAGCCCACCAAACGGAAACAAAAGGGCAAACGAAAUGAGCCUAAAGACGUGACCACCUCAUCAGUCCCUACUGGAAGAGCAGACCCUGAAGAAUUGGCCGAAUUCGUCGAUUUCCUGGCCUCAGAAACUUUCACCUCAUUCCCAACCGCCCUCCAAACCCUAAGCUUCGCCGCGAUCCAGCACGACCCAGCUCUGUCAACGCUCUACGUCGCGCCGGACGCCGAUACACCCCUCCCGCGCAGUACACUCGAAACCCUUACCUCCCCAAUCCCAGUCAGCGUCACAGACUCGCUGCUCGUCUAUGGCAUAAUUCCCGACGCGGCAGACUUGCUGGACUUCCUUGCCCCCGUGCUAGCGGAAUAUACAUCGAGCGUGACAACGGGCCCACCAGUGUGGGCUAGUACGCGUGCGGACGCGUGCGAGAUCUGUGAGCGCGACUGGAUUCCGCUUUCUUACCACCAUUUGAUUCCGCGCGGGGUGCAUGCGAAGGUGAUUAAGAAGGGAUGGCAUGAUGAGUGGAUGUUGAAUAGUGUUGCGUGGCUUUGUCGUGCGUGUCAUAGUUUUGUGCAUCGUAUGGCGAGCAAUGAGGAGCUUGCUAGGGAGUGGUUUACUGUGGAGAGGAUUUGUGAAAGGGAGGAUGUGCAGGAUUGGGCUAGGUGGGUUGGGAGGGUUAGAUGGGCGGCGAGGUAG
Molecule: messenger RNA, 768 nt
Organism: Penicillium paradoxum
Lineage: Eukaryota; Fungi; Ascomycota; Eurotiomycetes; Eurotiales; Aspergillaceae
Product: HNH endonuclease
Exons: 2
Coding region: 1-768 (255 amino acids)
Source: RefSeq, a predicted model, not a curated record